Molecule: messenger RNA, 1872 nt
Organism: Antrostomus carolinensis (chuck-will's-widow)
Lineage: Eukaryota; Metazoa; Chordata; Aves; Caprimulgiformes; Caprimulgidae
Gene: MTMR9
Product: myotubularin related protein 9
Exons: 10
Coding region: 13-1665 (550 amino acids)
Biological process (GO): negative regulation of autophagy; phosphatidylinositol dephosphorylation
Cellular component (GO): cytoplasm
Molecular function (GO): protein phosphatase binding
Source: RefSeq, a predicted model, not a curated record
CCGCCAGCAGACAUGGAAUUCGCCGAGCUGAUCAAGACCCCACGAGCGGACAACGUGGUCCUGCAUCGCCCGUUCUACCUGGCCGUGGAGGGGACCCUGUGUCUGACCGGACAUCACCUCAUCUUCUCUUCACGACGUCAAGAUAACGCCGAGGAGUUGUGGCUCUUGCACUCCAACAUCGAUUCUAUUGAAAAAAGGUUUGUGGGCUCGUUGGGUACCAUCAUUAUCAAAUGCAAAGAUCUGCGCAUUAUCCAGUUGGAUAUACCUGGGAUGGAGGAGUGUUUGAACAUUGCUAGCUCUAUUGAGGCACUUUCCACUUUGGAUUCUGUCACUCUCAUGUAUCCCUUCUUCUACCGGCCCAUGUUUGACAUUGUUGAAGAUGGCUGGCGCUCUUUUCUACCUGACCAAGAAUUUGAGCUCCUCACUUCUGUGACAGACGAAUGGCGUCUGAGCUGCAUCAAUAAGGAAUUCUCUGUCUGUCCCUCCUACCCUCCGGUUGUCAUUGUCCCCAAAGCCAUCGAUGAUGAAGCUCUUCGGAAAGUUGCCAUGUUUCGCCACGGCAGUCGCUUCCCAGUCCUCAGCUAUUAUCAUAAGAAGAACGGGAUGGUCAUGAUGCGAAGUAGCCAGCCUCUUACAGGUACAAAUGGGAGACGGUGUAAAGAAGAUGAGAAGCUUAUUAACGCCACACUACGGCCUGGCAAGCGUGGCUACAUCAUUGAUACCAGGUCCUUGAACGUUGCCCAGCAGGCCAGGGCCAAAGGAGGGGGCUUUGAACAAGAAGCACACUAUCCCCAGUGGAGGAGGAUUCACAAAUGUAUUGAAAGGUUUAAUAUUCUGCAGGAAAGUCUCAUCAAACUUGUGGAAGCUUGUAAUGACCAGUCGCACAAUAUGGACCGCUGGCUCAGUAAACUGGAAGCUUCCAACUGGCUGACUCACAUCAAGGAGAUACUCACUGCAGCUUGUCUAGCUGCUCAGUGUAUCGAUAGGGAAGGUGCAUCAGUGUUAGUCCAUGGGACUGAAGGAACGGAUUCCACACUCCAGGUAACUUCUCUGGCACAGAUUAUCUUGGAUCCAAGGUGCAGGACCAUACGUGGCUUUGAAUCUCUUGUUGUGAGGGAGUGGCUACAGGCUGGUCACCCUUUUCAGCAGCGCUGUGCCCAAUCAGCCUAUUCAAACAGCAAGCAGAAAUGGGAGGCCCCAGUUUUUCUCCUCUUUUUGGACUGUGUGUGGCAAAUCCUUCGUCAGUUCCCUUGCUCUUUUGAAUUCAAUGAACAGUUCCUCAUUAUGCUCUUUGAACAUGCUUACGCUUCACAGUUUGGGACUUUCCUGGGAAACAACGAAAAUGAAAGGUCUAAACUGAAACUGCCACAAAAGACUAUGUCCCUGUGGUCCUGGGUGAACAGGUCUGAAGAGCUGAGCAAAUUCCAAAAUCCUCUUUUUGAGGCCAACAGCCUUGUCAUCUGGCCCUCCGUUGCCCCGCAGAGCCUGCAGCUCUGGGAAGGUGUCUUUCUUCGAUGGAACAGGCCUUCCAAGUUCCUAGAUGAAGCCCAGGAAGAAAUGAUCAACAUUAUAAAAUACAACAAGGAACUUCAGGCCAAGGUUAAUGCCUUGAGGAGGCAGCUAGCAGAGAUGGAAACAAAUGAUAGGAUGCAGGAGAACCUGUGAGCUGGCAGGGCUUUGCCUCAGGUCUUUCCUUUCCAGUCCCCUUUAUGUUAAAAGACUAAACAUGGGAAGUGCAUGUAUUGCAGAGCCCUCUGGGUGCAGCUGACCCUCAGUCCUCCUGCUGCUGAAACCUUCACUUUACACUAUGUACCUCCCUGCUUUUUGGGAGGGAUUUCUGUUUUGUUUACAGAAGACAUACACAACUGGGCA